AUGUUCCGUGGGCUGUACAACGGAAAGCAGGCGCACGUAGUGCUCUUUCGUUCAAAGCGCGCAGGAGUCGAUCGUAUGAUUGUCACAGCAGGAAACUUGAGCGACUGCAAGGAAGCACUGGAUCUUGCCAAGAAUCACGACGGGUUGUUCAUGACUGUCGGAUGCCACCCAACGCGCUGCUCCGAGUUUGAGAGCCACCCUGAUGGACCAGAGGGUUACUUCAAGGCCCUGAAGGCAUACCUCGACAACCCAGAGACAAAAGGAAAGGUCGUCGCUAUUGGCGAGUGUGGUCUCGACUAUGACAGACUUCAUUUCUGCCCAAAGGAGACUCAGCAAAAGUACUUUGAGCGCCAAUUCGACCUUGCUGAGUCGACUCGCCUGCCGAUGUUCUUGCACAACCGCAACACUGGAGAAGACUUUGGGAAACUAGUUACGCAGCACAGGUCGAGGUUCACACAUGGAGUAGUCCAUUCGUUCACAGGAUCUGUCGAGGAGAUGCAGCAAUAUCUGGAUCUGGGCUUAUACAUUGGUAUCAAUGGAUGCUCGUUAAAGACAGAGGAGAACUUGAAGGUCGCUGUUAGUGUGCCUCUAGAGAGAUUGGUGCUGGAGACUGAUGGACCUUGGUGCGAUAUCCGCCCUACCCAUGCCUCAUUCAAGCACUUGUCAAAAAUGACGCCAGAUCAGCAGGCUAUCUACAGCCCUCCUUCCAAGAAGAAGGAAAAGUUUGAGUCUGGGUUGAUGGUCAAAAACAGGAACGAGCCCUGCACCAUGGGACAAGUGCUUCAUGUUAUGGCGGAUCUACACGGCAUGGACCCCGAUACCCUUGCAGACAUUGUGUACAAGAACACGACCAAGGUCUUCUUCCCUGACAGUGCUGAAGACAGCGUGUCAGUGUGA
Molecule: messenger RNA, 897 nt
Organism: Linnemannia hyalina
Lineage: Eukaryota; Fungi; Mortierellomycota; Mortierellomycetes; Mortierellales; Mortierellaceae
Source: the annotation of a GenBank genome assembly